CCCGCUCAUUUUUUGAGGCACGUUUCACUUUAGGAAAAGUUAAAUCGACAAAGUUGCGGAGAAGUGUGUUUUUAACUUCUCAUUUCUGUUCUAGUUGGCAAGUUGGAGGGUAGUUCCUUUGCUCUGUUGUUUUAUGGCUUUAAAAAGAAUUAAUAAGGAAUUGCAAGACCUUGGACGAGAUCCACCAGCUCAAUGUUCGGCUGGCCCUGUUGGCGAUGACUUGUUUCACUGGCAGGCUACAAUAAUGGGCCCGCCUGAUACACCGUUCCAGGGUGGCGUCUUCUUUUUGACUAUACAUUUCCCUACAGAUUAUCCAUUUAAACCGCCAAAGGUUGCUUUUACUACAAAAAUUUAUCAUCCUAAUAUAAAUAGUAAUGGUAGUAUUUGCCUGGAUAUAUUGCGUUCACAAUGGAGUCCUGCACUAACUAUUUCAAAAGUUCUUCUUUCAAUCUGCUCUUUGUUAAAUGAUCCAAAUCCUGACGACCCACUCGUACCAGAGGUUGCAAGACAAUACAAAACAGAUAGACAGAAAUACAACUCGAUGGCAUCAGAAUGGACAAGAAAAUAUGCCAUGUGACAGCAUCCUAUUGUGUUGCCCAAUCGAAGUUGUCUUCAAAAUAACAUAGACUUACAAAAAAAUGACAUUUAAAUUGUGGCCAUGCAGUGUUGUAUAAUUCUCUUGUAUUAUUUUUGAAUGAGUUCAAACAUCAAGGUUACUCAAACCUGCAAAUUUGUACACGUUACCCAAUUUUAUUGGGAUUGGGAUGAUUUUAGAAACGAGCAUUACAACCAAAUGUGGUAAAAUACCAGGUGUUUUGGUUUUUUGUAGUAACUUUGAUUUUUUUUCAGCAUUUCUUUUUAAUACAAUGUUCUUUUUUUCAGGAGCUGUAUGUCAAUUGUUUUUCAAUAACUCUGCAUUUAGCCACCAUAAGCAUGAAAUAGAAGUAGUGAAAUGUAAAUAAACUUUUUCACAGUUCAA
Molecule: messenger RNA, 979 nt
Organism: Xenia sp. Carnegie-2017
Lineage: Eukaryota; Metazoa; Cnidaria; Anthozoa; Malacalcyonacea; Xeniidae
Product: ubiquitin-conjugating enzyme E2-17 kDa
Exons: 6
Coding region: 134-577 (147 amino acids)
Biological process (GO): protein polyubiquitination; ubiquitin-dependent protein catabolic process
Cellular component (GO): nucleus
Molecular function (GO): ubiquitin conjugating enzyme activity
Source: RefSeq, a predicted model, not a curated record